AUGGUCGCCUUAAAGCGGGUCAUCUCGUUCCUCGCCAGACCUGCCUUGCUGGGAGCCUCUCUUUUCAGCCAUCGCAUCAAUUCACGAAGCUAUCGUUCGAGGCUAUUGCACGUCAAGUCGAUCGAGGCUGGUGUCUCUUCCUACAAAGCGCUUGCCCCAAAGACGCGAGCACUCAUCGGCAUUGGACUGAUGGUCAAUGCCUCGGCAAUGCUCAUGUUUUCUGAUCAGAUCGAAGGAGCCUUGGGACUGACGCCGCCUCCGGAUGAUCAGACAAAGCUCCUCAAGGUGUACAGUGUCGAGCGAGAGACGAAACAAUAA
This is a messenger RNA of Capronia coronata CBS 617.96, 318 nucleotides long. RefSeq lists its product as uncharacterized. NCBI's taxonomy places the organism in Eukaryota, Fungi, Ascomycota, Eurotiomycetes, Chaetothyriales, Herpotrichiellaceae. The record is from RefSeq and is a predicted model, not a curated record. The coding region runs from base 1 to 318 and encodes 105 amino acids. The transcript has 2 exons.